GAAUUCCCAAUUUCCCCAGGCUCCGAGGAGGACGAGGAUGAGGAGGUGAAGAAGAAACGGGAGAAGCAGCGGAGGAGGGACCGCAUGAGGGACAGGGCCAUGGACAGGAUCCAGUUUGCCUGCUCCGUGUGCAAGUUCCGCAGCCUGGAUGAGGGAGGAGCUGCAGCGGCACCUGCAGAGCAAAUUCCACCGGGACACCCUGCGCUACAUCGGCACCAAACUGCCCGACAGGACCGUCCAGUUCCUCCAGGAGUACAUCGUGAACAGGAACAGGAAAAUCGAGCGGCGCCGCCAGGAGCUGACGGAGAAGGAGGGGAACAAACCCAGGGCCGACCCCUUCAAGGGCAUCGGUCAGGAGCAUUUCUUCAAGCGCAUCGAGGCCGCGCAUUGCCUGGCGUGCGACAUGCUGAUCCCAGCCCAGGGAAACCUGCUCCAGAGACACCUGAGAUCGGCUGAGCACAACCGCAGCCGCAGGGUGAGAGACUGA
Agelaius phoeniceus (red-winged blackbird) is the source of this 487-nucleotide messenger RNA. The record is from RefSeq and is a predicted model, not a curated record. NCBI's taxonomy places the organism in Eukaryota, Metazoa, Chordata, Aves, Passeriformes, Icteridae.